UAGCCGCCUAGUAGCGUAACUUCUGUUCCGUACCCGUUUCUGGGCCCCGCGCAGGACCAACUUGUGGGGUACCAAAAAAUAUUCAAUCAUGAGGAAGGUAGGGAAGCGGGCACCAAGAAUAGACUAGCCUUCCCCCGAGUCCAGAGACGACUGUGGUUGUUGCUGGUAAAGCUGAAGGCUUUCGAGCUUGGCGAGGAAGGAAGGUAGCUGAGGAUGGAGAAGUACGAGGUGGUGCGCGACAUCGGAUCUGGUAACUUUGGUGUGGCCAAGCUGAUGCGCCACAAGGACACCAAGGAGCUCGUCGCCAUGAAGCACAUCGAGCGAGGUCAACGGAUAGAUGAGAACGUGGCGAGGGAGAUCAUCAACCACCGGUCGCUUCGUCAUCCCAACAUCAUCCGCUUCAAGGAGGUUGUGUUGACGCCGACGCAUCUGGCGAUCGUGAUGGAGUACGCCGCAGGCGGCGAGCUCUUCGAGCGGAUCUGCGACGCCGGAAGAUUCAGCGAAGACGAGGCGAGAUAUUUCUUCCAGCAACUCAUCUGCGGUGUCAGCUACUGCCAUCUCAGGCAAAUUUGCCACCGGGAUCUGAAGCUGGAGAACACCCUGCUCGAUGGCAGCCCGGCGCCGCGCCUCAAGAUCUGCGAUUUCGGCUACUCCAAGUCGUCGCUGCUGCAUUCGAGGCCGAAAUCGACGGUGGGGACGCCCGCGUACAUCGCCCCGGAGGUUCUCUCCCCCCGUGAGUACGACGGAAAGCAAGCAGAUGUAUGGUCAUGUGGAGUAACUCUGUAUGUCAUGCUGGUGGGAGCCUACCCUUUUGAAGACCAAAACGAUCCCAAGAACAUCAGGAAGACCAUCAGAAGAAUAAUGUCGGUGCAGUACAAGAUACCAGACUAUGUUCACAUAUCACAAGACUGCAGGCAACUCAUCUCCCGCAUCUUCGACGCCAAUCCGAUGAGGAGGAUCAAAAUGAGGGAGAUAAGAACCCACCCUUGGUUCCUGAAGAAUCUCCCCAGGGAGCUCACAGAAGCAGCACAAGCAGUGUACUACAGGAGGGACAACAGCAUUCCCCCCUUCUCCACCCAGAGCAUCGAUGAGAUCAGGAAGAUAUUAACAGAAGCUAGGACACUUCCAAAGCCAUCUCGGUCGAUUUCAGGCUUUGGGUGGUCCGAGGCCGAUUCUGAAGAAGAGGAUAAUAAGGAAGAGAACCAAGAGGUGGAAGAAGAAGAAGAGGAUGACGAGUAUGAUAAGACAGUGAAGGCAGUCCAUGCUAGUGGAGAGUUCCACAUCAAUUGACAUGUAAGUAUGGAUCUCAUUGAUGUAAGAUACAAACCAUCUUGCCUACUCCUCUGCUGCUUGUGAUGGAUGACCCGUUUAUUUUACAAGUAUGUCUGUGUAGUAAUUCAAGAAUUUUAUGGAGUUAUUUUAAGAUUUGAAGCCAAGUAUUUCUUA
Messenger RNA from Musa acuminata AAA Group (dessert banana), 1446 nucleotides. Its product is annotated as serine/threonine-protein kinase SAPK7. The record is from RefSeq and is a predicted model, not a curated record. NCBI's taxonomy places the organism in Eukaryota, Viridiplantae, Streptophyta, Magnoliopsida, Zingiberales, Musaceae. Gene Ontology annotation, molecular function: protein serine/threonine kinase activity; ATP binding. The transcript has 9 exons. Gene Ontology annotation, biological process: intracellular signal transduction; protein phosphorylation. The coding region runs from base 214 to 1290 and encodes 358 amino acids.